AUGCACAGGCAUGAAACUCCUCAGGUUGAAAUAUCAAAUGCACAUGAUAACAGCGUUUGGGAUCUUGCAUGGCAUCCUAUUGGAUAUAUUCUUUGCAGUGGUAGCAAUGAUCACACGACAAAGUUCUGGUGCAGAAAUAGGCCUGGAGAUCCAGCUCGUGAUAAAUUCAUCGUAGGCCAAAGCCAAGGUUUUGGUGAGCAAAAUUCUGCUCUUGCCGCUCGCAUGCCUGGUAAUUUCCCUGGGCCCGAGGCCCCAACAACUCCAGGACCAUUUGCUGCUGGGUUAACAAGAAAUGAGGGAACCAUUCCAGGGGUUGGAGUUGCAAUGCCAUUUUCUAUUCCAUCUCUUGAUUCAUCAGCCCAUGGAGAACAGAAGCCAUCUGUUUCAGUAUCAAUGCCUUUAGGAGCUCCUCCUCUCCCGCCUGGUCCACAUCCGUCUCUUCUUGCAGCUAAUCAGCAGCAAGCAUAUCAACAAACUGCUCAGCAUGUCCAGCAGCAACACCAAGGACUACCCCAGCAAAUGAUGUCUUUGCCUUUGCCACCACCGAAUUUGCCACAGCUGCAGCCCCCAUCCCAUUUACCUCUCCUACCACAUCCUCAUUUACGCCCUCCACACCAGUUGCCACCACUUAAUAUGCCUUCAAACACCCCGUCUUCGAUGCCAGGAUCUUUGCCCAUUCCAUCAAUGCCCUCUUCGAUGCCAAUGCAGAUGCCUGGUCCAAUGGGUAUGCAAGGUACAAUAAAUCACAUGGUUCCUCCACUACAGCAAGGCCAUUUCAUGGGCAUGAAUCCCAUCCACUCAGGAUCUGUAUCACAGGGAGGAAUUCCAAACGGGUUGCCUAAUAUGCAGGGCCCUUCAAAUGCAGGUGGUGCCCAAAUGUAUCAACCAGGGAGUGCAUUCAACAGGCCACAAGCUGGGCAGAUGCCACCGAUGCUGGGGCUCAAUCCCUACCAGUCUGGUAAUCCGAAUGCUGCAGGCAUGGGAACAUUGCAAACAAAUUUUGGUAUGCCGUCUGGUAUGCAUCCGCCGCUGCCUCCAGGUCCCCCACCACAUGGCCAAACACCUCAGUAG
This is a messenger RNA of Ilex paraguariensis (yerba mate), 1071 nucleotides long. Lineage: Eukaryota; Viridiplantae; Streptophyta; Magnoliopsida; Aquifoliales; Aquifoliaceae. The record is from the annotation of a GenBank genome assembly.